CGCCCAGUCUGGUUUUAUUUGCAGUAAGUAACUAGUAGCAUGCAGGGUUCACUUCCUUGUUCGUUAGUUAUCCGAGAAAUGACUUGGUGAUAGUAUGUAUGCACUUCGCCCCCUGGAGUCUACUGCUGAUGGUCCCAACGCCUCUAUCCGACUCCGUGACAAAUUGCGACAGGCCAAAACAGUGCCUGAAGCAAUACAGGAAGUCUCCAGUGCAAUUAUUUCAAAGAUAUCGUCGCUCUCAAUGAUACAAGAACAAGAGAUACAGGCCUCCCAUCCGUUGUCCGAUUAUGGGAUCGACUCACUAGUUGCUGUGGAGAUGAGAAAUUGGAUAUUCAAGGAACUUGAAGCGGCUGUCACAAUCCUGGAGCUGCUGGCAAAUGAAAGCCUACUAUUGUUUUCUAAAAAGGUGUGCACCAGAUCAAGGGUGUUUGAUUUUACUACGCUCGUUGCCUAGUCAAGAUUUGAAUCGACUAGCCAAGAUAUAUAACUUACAGUUUCCUUAAUCAAGAAUUCAAUUGCCAAAGGAG
Molecule: messenger RNA, 527 nt
Organism: Paecilomyces variotii
Lineage: Eukaryota; Fungi; Ascomycota; Eurotiomycetes; Eurotiales; Thermoascaceae
Exons: 1
Coding region: 95-454 (119 amino acids)
Molecular function (GO): phosphopantetheine binding
Source: RefSeq, a predicted model, not a curated record